This is a messenger RNA of Lymnaea stagnalis (great pond snail), 1819 nucleotides long. The record is from the annotation of a GenBank genome assembly. NCBI's taxonomy places the organism in Eukaryota, Metazoa, Mollusca, Gastropoda, Lymnaeidae.
AAGGCAGAAACCCAUUCAAGGAUUCAAUGCGUCGCUUACAGAAGCCGAAACUACUCUUUGCGAUCGUCCUACUCAUCUCGGUCAGCCUCUAUUUAGCGUUGUUUUUCAACAUCAAAACAACCUACAGGGAACGCAUGCACGCCCUGGAGUUACUGUUGAAAGAGAGGCUGUUUGACAAUGCUACCACCGCUCCCGGUCAAAAUGCGGCAUCAUUCGUCGCGAGCACCGUUUCAACCUCCACAUCGCACUCUGCCAUGAACACGACGAAGGCGUAUGACCCGAUACAAGCUGCGCUGGCGACAGAGAGGGCCGCCGCCGAGCUGCUCCGCCAGCCCGUCGUCAACUUCCACGACUACGAGUAUCUGCGCAAUCCCGUCGGCGCGUGUGAGGUGAGCGAGACGGAGGUGCUGUUCGUCGUGCCGACGGCGCCGAGAAACUUCGAGAGGAGGAAACGAGUGAGAGCUGGGAUCUUAGGAAAGUACGUCAGCGCGCCGUCCAACAACGCGACGCUGCUGUUCUUUGCAGGAGCGCCGAACUGCACGGAGAGCACGCCAAAAAUACAAUCCCAUCUGGACGAUGAGUUCCGAACUUACGGCGAUCUGGUCCAAGAGAGUUUCGUGGACGUCUACACAAACAUCCGCCUGAAGGCCGUGUCCAUGCUGAGGUGGGCCGUGACGUACUGCAAGCACGCGAAGUACGUCAUUAGAACGGACGAUGACGUCAUGGUGAAUGUCUCCCGAAUCGUGUCAGCGUUGAAGAGAACCGGGACGGUGUACACGGAUUUCAUCCUCGGGAACAGGAAGGACGGCUGGACACCCGUUCGGAACACGAGCGAAGAUUACCUGAAGUACGCCGUCAGCGAGGAGGAGUACCCGAACUCCACUUAUCCACGCUUCGCACUGGGUGGACUGCUGGGUUAUCCACUGAGUACGGUCACGUUGUUGUACCAGGCGGCGCUCAGGACCAAACCGUUGUGGCUGGACGACGUCUACAUCACUGGGAUCUGUGCGUCGAGGCUCAAAGUGCCUGUUCUGAACGACACCGAAUUUGUUUUCCAGCACUGAUACGUUUCCGUUGUUUCAUCGGCAAAUGACUAUAUAAAGCUGUAUCAACAAAUGACUAAAUAAAGCUGUAUCGACAAAUGACUAAAUAAAGCUGUAUCAACAAAUGACUAAAUAAAGCUGUAUCAACAAAUGACUAAAUAAAGCUGUAUCAACAAAUGACUAAAUAAACCAGUAUUAACAAAUGAGUAAAUAAAGCUGUAUCAACAAAUAAUUAAAUAAAGUUGUAUCAGAAAAAGACUGAAUGAAGCUGUUUUAACAAAUGACUCAAUAAAUCUGCAUAAACAAAUGGCCAAACAAAGCUGUAUCAACAAAUGACUAAAUAAAGUUGUAUAAACAAAUGACUUAAUAAAGCAGUAUCAAUAAAUGACUAAAUAAGGCAGUAUCAACAAAUGACUCAAUAAGGCAGUAUAAACAAAUGAAUAAAAAAUAAAAUUGUAUUAAAAAAAAUGACUAAAUAAAGUUGUAUUAACAAAUGACUAAAUAAAGUUGUAUAAAAAAUCACUAAAUGAUGUUAUAUAAAAAAAUGACUAAAUGAAGCUUUGUCGACAAAUGACUAAAUACAGUUAAAUCAACAAAUGACUAAAUACAGUUUAAUCAAUAAAUGACUAAAUAAACUUUUACCAACAAUUGACUAAAUAAAGUUUUAUCAACAAAUGACUAAAUAAAGCUGUAUCAACAAAUAAAUAAAUAAAACUGUAUCAACAAAUGACUAAAUAAAGCUAUCUCAAAAAAUGACUAACUAAAGAUGUCUCAAC